AGUGCGUUAGGAUUGUUUUAUAAUGUCGGUAGUUCGUUGUACUGUGGUCUAUAGAAGUCUAAAUCGUGGACUCUCUGUAAACCGCUUCAAAAAUUCACAAACAAGAUCAAAAAGUGAAAACACCUCAUCUGAUGUGAACAAUUUGUCUAUUCCUGAGAAAAGUUAUGCAAAUGAAUCGAUUACGAAAAAACGAGCAAGACUUCAUUGGCAAAGUAGAAAAAGGGGAAUUUCGGAAAACUGUUUGAUAUUUAGUACCUUUGCAGCAAAGUAUCUAAACAGUUUUUCUCCAGAACAAAUUGAAAUUUACGAUAAAAUCUUGAACAAACCAAACAAUGAUUGGGACGUUUAUUAUUGGAUGGUGGGAACAAAGAAUGUUCCGAAUGAAUACCAAAGUGAAAUAAUGGAUAUGUUACAAGAGCAUUGUAGAAACAACAAAAAAGAAGAGAGAUUUAUUCAACCAGCUCUUGAAUAUGAACCCGUGCCAGCUAAAGAAAGUUAAAAAAUUUGGAAAAAGUUUCUUUUAUGAACAUCAGCACUCAUCCAACCAGAAGAGGUGCAUUUGAUGAGUUUUAAUACUGCCAGGUGAAAAAUUUGCGCUGUUUAUUCUUGCUCUACAAUAUAUUGUGUGAAUAUGAAUAAAUAUUGUGGUAACAAAAUACCUUGUUUUGGUAUUUUGUUUAUUUUGCAUAUUAUGUUUCAAGUUAUUUUCAACAUUUUUUGUUGCAUUUGAAAGAAUACAAAACCAUGUUACAUAA
Messenger RNA from Ciona intestinalis (vase tunicate), 755 nucleotides. The record is from RefSeq and is a predicted model, not a curated record. NCBI's taxonomy places the organism in Eukaryota, Metazoa, Chordata, Ascidiacea, Phlebobranchia, Cionidae.